AUGGCUGGCGCCUAUCGCGCUGGCUGGCGCCUAUCGCGCUGGCUGGCGCCUAUCGCUCUGGCUGGCGCCUAUCGCGGCUGGCGCCUAUCGAUCUGGUGCCUAUCGCGCUGGCGCCUAUCGCGCUGGCUGGCGCCUAUCGCGCUGGCUGGCGCCUAUCGCGCUGGCCGGCGCCUAUCGCGCUGGCUGGCGCCUAUCGCGCUGGCUGGCGCCUAUCGCGCUGGCUGGCGCCUAUCGCGUUGGCUGGCGCCUAUCGCUCUGGCUGGCGCCUAUCGCGCUGGCUGGCGCCUAUUGCGCUGGUGCCUAUCGAUCUGGUGCCUAUCGCGCUGGCGCCUAUCGCGUUGGCUGGCGCCUAUCGCGCUGGCUGGCGCCUAUCACGCUGGCUGGCGCCUAUCACGCUGGCCGGCGCCUAUCGCGCUGGCCGGCGCCUAUCGCUCUGGCUGGCGCCUAUCGCGCUGGCUGGCGCCUAUUGCGCUGGCGCCUAUCGAUCUGGUGCCUAUCACGCUGGCGCCUAUCCCGCUGCUAUUCGCUAUCGCGCUGGCUGGCGCCUAUCGCGCUGGCUGGCGCCUAUCGCACUGGCUGGCGCCUAUCGCGCUGGCUGGCGCCUAUCGCGCUGGUUGGCGCCUAUCGCGCUGGCUGGCGCCUAUCCUGGCGCCUAUCGAUCUGGUGCCUAUCGCGCUGGCGCCUAUCGCGCUGGCUGGCGCCUAUCGCGCUGGUUGGCGCCUAUCGCGCUGGCUGGCGCCUAUCGCGCUGGCUGGCGCCUAUCGCUCUGGUUGGCGCCUAUCGCUCUGGCUGGCGCCUAUCGCGCUGGCUGGCGCCUAUCGCGCUGGCUGGCGCCUAUCGCUCUGGCUGGCGCCUAUCGCGCUGGCUGGCGCCUAUCGCGCUGGCUGGCGCCUAUCGCUCUGGGUGGCGCCUAUCGCGCUGGCUGGCGCCGUUUGCGCUGGCGCCUAUCGAUCUGGCGCCUAUCUCGCUGCUAGUGCCUAUCGCGCUGGCUGGCGCCUAUCGCGCUGGCUGGCGCCUAUCGCGCUGGCUGGCGCCUAUUGCUGGCGCCUAUCAAUCUGGUGCCUAUCGCAAUGGCGCCUAUCCCGCUGGCUAGCACCUAUCGCGCUGGCUGGUGCCUAUCACGCUGGCGCCUAUCACGCUGGCGCUUAUCGCGCUGGCUGGAGCCUAUCGCGCUGGCUGGCGCCUAUCGCGCCGGCUGGCGCCUAUCGCGCUGGCUGGCGCCUAUCGCGCUGGCCGGCGCCUAUCGCGCUGGCCGGCGCCUAUCGCUCUGGCUGGCGCCUAUCGCGCUGGAUGGCGCCUAUUGCGCUGGCACCUAUCGAUCUGGUGCCUCUCACGCUGGCGCCGAUCCCGCUGCUAGCGGGUAUCGCGCUGGCUGGCGCCUUUCGCGCUGGCUGGCGCCUAUCGCGCUGGCUGGCGCCUAUCGCGUUGGCUGGCGCCUAUCGCUCUGGCUGGCGCCUAUCGCGCUGGCUGGUGCCUAUUGCGCUGGUGCCUAUCGAUCUGGUGCCUAUCGCGCUGGCGCCUAUCGCGUUGGCUGGCGCCUAUCGCGCUGGCUGGCGCCUAUCACGCUGGCUGGCGCCUAUCACGCUGGCCGGCGCCUAUCGCGCUGGCCGGCGCCUAUCGCUCUGGCUGGCGCCUAUCGCGCUGGCUGGCGCCUAUUGCGCUGGCGCCUAUCGAUCUGGUGCCUAUCACGCUGGCGCCUAUCCCGCUGCUAUUCGCUAUCGCGCUGGCUGGCGCCUAUCGCGCUGGCUGGCGCCUAUCGCACUGGCUGGCGCCUAUCGCGCUGGCUGGCGCCUAUCGCGCUGGUUGGCGCCUAUCGCGCUGGCUGGCGCCUAUCGUGCUCGCUGGCGCCUAUCGUGCUGGCUGGCGCCUAUCGCUCUGGCUGGCGCUUAUCGCGCUAGCUGGCGCCUAUCGAUCUGGUGCCUAUCGCGCUGGCGCCUAUCGCGCUGGCUGGCGCCUAUCGCGCUGGUUGGCGCCUAUCGCGCUGGCUGGCGCCUAUCGCGCUGGCUGGCGCCUAUCGCUCUGGUUGGCGCCUAUCGCUCUGGCUGGCGCCUAUCGCGCUGGCUGGCGCCUAUCGCGCUGGCUGGCGCCUAUCGCUCUGGCUGGCGCCUAUCGCGCUGGCUGGCGCCUAUCGCGCUGGCUGGCGCCUAUCGCUCUGGGUGGCGCCUAUCGCGCUGGCUGGCGCCGUUUGCGCUGGCGCCUAUCGAUCUGGCGCCUAUCUCGCUGCUAGUGCCUAUCGCGCUGGCUGGCGCCUAUCGCGCUGGCUGGCGCCUAUCGCGCUGGCUGGCGCCUAUUGCUGGCGCCUAUCAAUCUGGUGCCUAUCGCAAUGGCGCCUAUCCCGCUGGCUAG
Closterium sp. Naga37s-1 is the source of this 2346-nucleotide messenger RNA. The record is from the annotation of a GenBank genome assembly. Lineage: Eukaryota; Viridiplantae; Streptophyta; Zygnematophyceae; Desmidiales; Closteriaceae.